This is a messenger RNA of Porites lobata, 318 nucleotides long. Lineage: Eukaryota; Metazoa; Cnidaria; Anthozoa; Scleractinia; Poritidae. The record is from the annotation of a GenBank genome assembly.
AUGUAUUUAUUACGAACAAGGAAGAUGAUAUUUCUCAUUCGGGAGUAUACACUUUCCAUUAGAGACCACAAUUUAAUUUAUGCUGUUAGAAAAAUUGGUUUACCCAGGGGACAACCAAAGUUUAUUCCAUCGAGGAAUUUUAAACAUUUCAAUGAGGAAAAUUUCUUAACAGAUCUGAAAAAUGCCUCAUGGCCUGUUAUUAAAAGCGCUAUGGAAGUGAAUAGUGCGUGGAAUACAUGGAAAGAUAUAUUUUUGAAUAUAGUUGAUAAGCAUGCUCCGAGGAGAGUCAUGCAAGUCAGAAAUAAACGGGCUCCUUGG